Drosophila elegans is the source of this 403-nucleotide messenger RNA. RefSeq lists its product as uncharacterized. Lineage: Eukaryota; Metazoa; Arthropoda; Insecta; Diptera; Drosophilidae. The record is from RefSeq and is a predicted model, not a curated record. The transcript has 2 exons. Bases 26 to 403 code for a protein of 125 amino acids.
CCUAUAAUCGCUGGGGCCAGUCCGAAUGCUUGCCAAAAAUCAACUCCAAAAUAAGCUGGCUGCUCCAGAGGCCGUACGGACUGCGGAUAAGUACUUCUGGACGGGCACAUCCAAGGCCUCGACCAGCUCUCUGCCACCUUUUCCAAGCAGACUCACACUCGCUCCAGUGUCCAACAACCCCGUCAGUUGCUUGGUCAGAACUCGGACUGCGGCGAACGGUCUGGGAUCUCGCGAUAAACUGCGCCUCACGACGGCCACUGCUUCGCGUCGGCAGUUCCGACGUUUGCGAAAUCGCUCCCUGGCCUUUUGCACCUUGCGAGACACCACACGCAUCCCGCCUAACUGGUGCUCUGAGAAGAUCCUGUUCCCGGUUUCUAGAUACCGCCGCAUCCUCUCCGCAUAA